AUGUUUCCAUGGACAUUUGAUGGCCUCAGUUUUGAUGAGAUUCAGCCAGGUCCUGCUGAGCUUCCGUUAGGCGCCAGCCCAGGUGAAGUUGAGCCGCUUAUCAUAAGCCCACACUUGCAAUGGGAAGGAGAUAGACUGCUCCUACCAACGCUGUUUCCACUAGGUCUUCAAGUCCCGGGUGCGCUGCGUGUGCUGCAUAAAGCUGUGGAAGAUCUCACUCAAGCUUUUGAACACUAUGAGGACUGGUUCUUGCCUGGAGUCGAAGCAAUUGCACGUGUCUUCAAUAAGCACACUCGUGAGCGCUUCGUGGUUGAGGUUCUGCGUGAAUCUGAGGCCAGUGGCAUGGAAAUGCCAGUGAGGGAGCUUGAGCUCAACCUUCACAAGCACCGGUGGGGGUCACUGAUUAACACAUGCAAAGAGCUGCUGUUUGUACGCAUGGUGUUUGCAUAUUGGGAUCCGCAAGAAGCAGCCCCUGAUGUCAAUGCAGAUCAAGAAGUGAGGGAGACGUAUGCUGCUUUAUGCAAGAUGACAGAAUGUGUGCGAGACGAGUCUUGUUGGGAAUAUCUCUGUAUGCUUAUCCGUUUGUCUCGGGUAAUAGACCGCUUGGAACAUUUCUUCGAAUCCUGUCCAUGUCAUUAUCGCAAAGUGCCUGAAUCCUCCUUGGCUGGAAAUGUCAUUUUCCAAACGCGCUCGAGCUGCUGCAUGGCGGGACGCCGGGCCCCUGAAUUGGCUGCAGGGAUUCUUGACAAGAUUGCUAGUGAUGAUUUUGCUCUUCAACGUGCAGAGUUGGUUUCUGCUUGCCGGACUUUGCAGCCUCAUCAGUCAGAGUUCAUCCUGAAAGAUUUUGCUGCAGGGCAGGCGAGACUGGAGCAAUAUUUGCUGGUUAAAUUGUCUUUUUGGAAAUCGCUGCCUCACAAGCUGUGCGUGUUGGGGCACCAUAACGAGCAGGUGGCCAGGGAUGGUUUGCAGGAAGCGAAGAACAUGUUUGAGCAGCACAGAGACAGCCCAAAUCAUCAUGCGCUGACACUGCAUUUCUUUCAAGGACCUUUGUCAUUGCCAGUGGACUCUUUCUUAGCAGGAAGCACUGGCAGAGAUGAUUGUACGCAAUUGUUGCGUGAGUCUGCUGCCUUGGCUUUUGUUUCAUGUGUGGAGCGGAGCAUUGAAGGUAGACACGCCCUUAUGAAGGCUAAGACAGCUGUGAUGAAAAGGAUUUCACCUGCCACGUUUUCCCUGGCAAUCCGAUCCCACGAAUUUCACCGCCGUUGUCUUGCCGACAAGCAGCUCUUUCGAGUCUGGGAAAGCCAGGUUCUUAGACUGAAGGUGAGGCCUCGUCAAGGUGCUCCGCAUGUGUUAAUGCAUUUGGACUUUAUGCGGCAUCCUGAAAUUUUGCGUCUUCAAAACGGCCCCAACAGGAUUAAACUCAGGGAUGCUGCCAAUGUGAUUUAUCAUUGUGACCUUCUUACGCAGUACGAUCGUCGCUCAGCCGCAGCCAAAGCCCUGUCCCGCCCAGAUUUUAGGGAUGAUCCAGAUGCGGCGGCCAAGCUCCGACAACUUGUUGCAGGGCAGCCCACAGCUUUGGAGAAGCAGCGUGCAAUGCUUCGUGUGCUUAUGUUAGAACACUUCAGCAAGAAUUCGUGUGAAGGGCAGAUGUACUCUGUCACUGGAGCGUUGCCAGAACCACGCCUUUUGGAAGAUGUAUUUAGAAUGCAGCCAGCUGCACGUGCUCCUGAAGCUUUGCCCUUGCAGUUGCAGAUGCCUCAGGGUCAUGCUCAUGUGCCGCCUGACAGGGUGUUCAUGAGCCCGGAUCCACAAGAUCUGUCCUUGGCUGCAGAGCCUGCUGAGCCAGGGGAGGAAAUAGAGGCCUUAGUGCUGCCUGCCGACACCGCUCCAACUUUGUUUCUGCAGGUGGUCAAGACAAACCUCACUGGCUACAAACGAGUGAAGGCAGCAGAUGCAUUCAGCCGGCAACUUGGCCAUUUCGAUGUGGCUGUGUCCAUUCAUGCUGCAAAGCCUGGCGGCUCCAUGAUGGCAGCUUCUGUGGAUUUGUUGCCUGAUAGGACUGACUCGGGCCGUUUGAGCAUCAGAUUGUUUGAUCCUCCCGUGGUGGACACGGUCCGUGAUGCAAUUGAUUCAGUUUCGCAGUGGAGCCAAACAUCUCUGCAGGCCACAUUUGCUCCAAGGUUCUUGCCAGGUUUCCCCUCCUAUGUGCAGGAUUCUGUUGGCGACUUGGUUUCGGAGAUGGCGCGUGUGGGGGCACUUGCCGGAAGCGUUCAGGAGAAUCCUUUGUACUUGUCACAUGAUGAGGAGGGCGUCGGCCCUAAGCUUGAGGCCUUGGAACAUUUGCAAGCAGCGGGGCUGGUUCAGAAUGUUCAUAACCGUAAUGAGCAGAGCGGCUGGCUCUUGCUCCAGGAAGCAAUGCAGUAUUGUAAGUUCCAGGUCAGGCUGAACAGUCCGAAGCCUCUGUGUGCUGCCCCAGAGGGUAUGCCUGCUGUCUCCUGGUCACGCAUGGAGUUGCUUUGUUACCUGCGCAAUCGAGAUUGGGGCUGGGAAUUCUUGUCCAACAAAGAAGAGCAAGGAGCUGUUGUGCCUUUGGACUUGCAGUUCAGACGUGCUGAUGACAGGGUUUUGUACAUUUUUCGAGGCUGCCUGCGUCAGCGCUACUUGUGCUGUUUGGCAAUGGCAGAAGGGGGGCUUCCUUUGCCAGGGGGCGGUGACAAAAUCAAACAUUUUGAGAAAGAUGAAUACUAUGGCAAACUGCUUGGUCUUCGGCGUGCAAAUUUGCCUGCUCUGGCAGAUGGCCCAGCGCCUGCCGUGCAGAAUUUCCAACAUCCUGAUUCGCUUGAAGACCUUUUCAACGCAGUGGGUCUUGAGCCAUGUGAUGCUCAACUGCCGGAUGCCCAACUGCCGCUGGAUGCUCAGGCGGCUGAUGCAGAUCCACAUGAAGAUGAGGACGAUGAUGCUCAGUCGUCCUCCUCUUCCAAUGAACAUUUGCAGCGUUUGGUGGAUGAGAUGCUGUCUCCACACUCUGAUGAUGGAGCUGCUCGUUUGCACAAGAUUGCCAGUGCAUUCAUAUACAUGCAGAACAGCUAA
Symbiodinium pilosum is the source of this 3090-nucleotide messenger RNA. Lineage: Eukaryota; Dinophyceae; Suessiales; Symbiodiniaceae. The record is from the annotation of a GenBank genome assembly.